ACCACAUCCACAUCUACUCAUUGUCUCUCUUUCCAUCCACCAUCCAACAAUGUCAAACACAAACGGCUCUCCACAGGCCGACGCUGCCGCACCAUCCAUCCCGACCACGGCCCAGAUAAACGGCACGUCGCCAGCUGCGAGCGCGUCCUCGACCCCAGCGCAGCCAGCACCAGCUACAACAACCUCAGACGCGGGUCCAUCAAACGCGGUCAAGGCCGAGCCGGAUGCCGGAUCUUCUGGCCCAGAACCAAUCGCUGUCGACGAGGAGGAAGGAGACAAGGGCAAGGAGAAGGACGAGGACAAGGCCGAGUCGCAGCUCUUUGCGACGCGCCGCGAGGAGGAGAUUGCUCGCAGCGACAGGAGCUUGGCCGAGUUCCUGGUCAUGCUUGACGGGUACAAGCCUCUGAUUCCCGAGGAGGUGACCGAGUACUACCUUCAGCGCGCCGGGUUCGAGUGCAACGACCCACGGCUAAAGCGCCUGUUGUCACUCUCGGCCCAGAACUUCAUCUCGGACCUCUCACGCGACGCGUUCCACUUUGCCAAGCUCCGCGUGAGCGGCACGACCGCGGGCCGUGGCCGUCCGUCCGCUGGUGUGGACCGUAACCGCGUCGUCCUGACGAUGGACGACCUCAGCCUUGCCCUCGGCGAGCACGGCGUCAAUGUCAAGAAGCCAGACUAUUACCUGUGAUUGGGCAUGGAGCC
Messenger RNA from Vanrija pseudolonga, 702 nucleotides. RefSeq names its product Transcription initiation factor TFIID subunit 10 (gene Taf10). Gene Ontology annotation, molecular function: promoter-specific chromatin binding; RNA polymerase II general transcription initiation factor activity. The record is from RefSeq and is a predicted model, not a curated record. Gene Ontology annotation, cellular component: nucleus; SAGA complex; transcription factor TFIID complex. NCBI's taxonomy places the organism in Eukaryota, Fungi, Basidiomycota, Tremellomycetes, Trichosporonales, Trichosporonaceae. The coding region runs from base 50 to 688 and encodes 212 amino acids. The transcript is spliced from 4 exons. Gene Ontology annotation, biological process: transcription initiation at RNA polymerase II promoter.